AUGAGCGGCACAACACCCUACGCCCCUCAACGACAUAUCAAUGAUAACUAUGACAUCGUCGGCUUCAUCUCGUCCGGUACCUACGGGCGGGUAUACAAAGCCGUGUCCAAACGCACAACACAACCUCCUCCAACCCACCCUUCAGGCCGCCCAAUCUCCGCAUUUGCCAUUAAGAAGUUUAAGCCCGACAAAGAAGGCGAAUUGCAAUACACUGGAAUAUCGCAAUCGGCCAUUCGAGAAAUGGCACUCUGCACGGAACUUUCCCACCCCGCAUUGAUUCAUUUGGUGGAAAUCAUACUCGAGUCAAAGUGUAUAUUCAUGGUCUUUGAAUAUGCAGAACAUGAUCUCCUUCAAAUCAUCCAUCAUCACAGUCUCCUCCCUCGGACGCCAAUCCCAGCGAGUACAUUGAGAAGUUGCAUGUACCAGAUCUUCUCCGGUCUGCUCUAUCUUCACCGCAAUUGGGUCGUUCAUCGAGACCUAAAACCCGCCAACAWCAUGGUCACAUCUUCAGGAUCAAUCAAGAUUGGAGACCUAGGACUGGCACGUCUAUUCUUCAAACCUCUCCAUGCGCUCUUCGCCGGUGACAAGGUCGUCGUGACAAUAUGGUAUCGGGCGCCGGAGUUACUGUUGGGGAGUCGACAUUACACUCCUGCGAUUGAUCUCUGGGCUGUGGGGUGCAUAUUUGCUGAACUUUUGAGUCUGAGACCGAUCUUUAAGGGCGAGGAAGCGAAGCAGGACUCCAAGAAAGCAAUACCCUUUCAGAGGAAUCAGAUGGGAAAGAUUGGGGAGGUGCUGGGUCUACCGAAGAAAUCUGAAUGGCCUUUAUUGUCUGCCAUGCCGGAGUUUUCGCAUCUCGCGAGUAUCCAGAGUCAAUUUCCUGGUGUUGCUCGACCUGUAGGCUUGGAGAAGUGGUGGAGGAAUACAGUUGGAGGGAAUGUUUACGGGAAGGYGGGACCGCCGGACAGUAGUGCAGAGGAGUUGUUGAGAGGAUUGUUCAUCUAUGAUCCGCUCAAGAGGUGGACUGCAGAGGAGGCUUUGGCAUGCAAGUACUUUUCCGAGGCGGGAGGUGGGAAAGAGAGCCUUUGGAACUGUUUUGAGGGAUUGGAAAAGGCGUAUCCGGCGCGAAAAGUCAGUAGUGAAAAUGAGAUUGGGACGGGGAGCAUGCCUGGCACGAAGAGGAGUGUGCUUCCCGGUGGUGAAGAGGGUGGUGGAAGGGCGAAGAAGAUCCGGGAAGCGUGA
Molecule: messenger RNA, 1239 nt
Organism: Ramularia collo-cygni
Lineage: Eukaryota; Fungi; Ascomycota; Dothideomycetes; Mycosphaerellales; Mycosphaerellaceae
Product: probable Serine/threonine-protein kinase SSN3
Exons: 1
Coding region: 1-1239 (412 amino acids)
Biological process (GO): protein phosphorylation
Cellular component (GO): mediator complex; nucleus
Molecular function (GO): ATP binding; RNA polymerase II CTD heptapeptide repeat kinase activity; cyclin-dependent protein serine/threonine kinase activity
Source: RefSeq, a predicted model, not a curated record